Messenger RNA from Cryptomeria japonica (Japanese cedar), 621 nucleotides. RefSeq lists its product as uncharacterized. Bases 1 to 621 code for a protein of 206 amino acids. NCBI's taxonomy places the organism in Eukaryota, Viridiplantae, Streptophyta, Pinopsida, Cupressales, Cupressaceae. The transcript has a single exon. The record is from RefSeq and is a predicted model, not a curated record.
AUGGGUGCCAAUAAGUUAGCUUAUUGGAAAGCUAUUAUUGAUAGAAUUAAGAAUGCAUUCUCCACAUGGAAGGCCCGUUGGUUGUCUCUGUCAGGUAGAUUACUCCAAAUAAAAACAGGCUUGUCUGCCAUUCCUAAUUAUUACAUGUCAAUCCUCAAAGCGGCUAUUGGAGUCAUUCAACAGGUUGAGAAAAUUAUUAGAGGUUUCCUAUGGAGGCAUAAUAUGUCAGAAGAAAAAAAGAUCUCGCUUAUCUCAAUUCAGGAAAUGGCUCAUGACAAGGGGGGAGGGGGAGUAGGUCUACAUGACUUAUCUAAAAGGAACAUUGCCUUUGGGGGUAAACUUGUGUGGAAAAUGGUUUCCAAACCAGACACUAAGUGGUGCAGAAUCAUGCAGGAAAAGUAUUUGGAUUCUCUAAAUCCUUCCCCUGUCGGAACUACUCUUGAUCCUCCAAAAGGAUCAAUUGUUUGGAACUUCAUGAUGUCUUGGAGGCAAGUUAUUACAAGAUAUGUAUCUUGGGAGGUUCACAAUGGUGAGAGCAUUCAAUUAUGGGAGGACUCAUGGAAUGGUUUGCCUCCUUUAAAGCUCUCAGAGCUUCUACUGGAUGCUAUUCCAACUAUAUAA